Molecule: messenger RNA, 536 nt
Organism: Hypoxylon fragiforme
Lineage: Eukaryota; Fungi; Ascomycota; Sordariomycetes; Xylariales; Hypoxylaceae
Exons: 2
Coding region: 1-438 (145 amino acids)
Source: RefSeq, a predicted model, not a curated record
AUGUCUUCCUACGAGGGCUCGCGCUCGGCGCGCCAGUCCAAACGAUACUCCAUGUCCGCUUUAUACCUGUCUAUGUCCGCAAACGAAUCAGAUCUAGAAAUCGAAGAUGAUUUGGCCAAAGGACCGUUGAACGUCAAAGCUUCACAGCUGCGAAACUACUAUACGGUUAUAGGAUCGCGUCCAUCAACGCACGAAGGAACCUUCAACCAACACUACUAUCCGAGAUUUGAACAAGUCUUAGGACCGUUGAACUUUGCAGUUCUACAACUGCGAAACUACUAUACGGUUAUAGGAGGAGAUCAUCUCAUAGAAGAGUUGUUCGAAGACCUUCAACCAACACUACUAUUCGAGAUUCGAACAAGUCUUAGGACCGUUGAACGUUGCAGUCCCACCAUUGCAAAACUACUAUACGGUUAUAGGAGCAAGAUCAUCUCAUAGAAGAGUUGUUCAACAACCUCUGUAUCAUUCACCCAACAACUGCCGAACCUACGUGGCAUCGAGAACCAUUCGAAAACCUGAUUACAGACCCAACUACA